This is a messenger RNA of Leucoraja erinaceus (little skate), 3303 nucleotides long. RefSeq names its product protein NYNRIN-like. Lineage: Eukaryota; Metazoa; Chordata; Chondrichthyes; Rajiformes; Rajidae. Gene Ontology annotation, biological process: DNA integration. Bases 1348 to 2316 code for a protein of 322 amino acids. The transcript has 2 exons. Gene Ontology annotation, molecular function: nucleic acid binding. The record is from RefSeq and is a predicted model, not a curated record.
UGGCCGAGCGAGAUACGGAGGAACCAAGGACUCACGGUUAACCCUGAAAUUUUGUUGUGAUAUUUGUGUAAUAAAGUUAACUAGUAUUGAGACGUUAACUGAGACCAAGGUACCCCCAUAUCUCACAGAAAGUCCACUUUAAAGUGGCCGAGUGAGAUACGGAGGAACCAAGGGCUCUAGGUUAACCCUGAAAGAGUUAGCAAGUAUUGAGUGUUAGCCGAGACCAAGGUACCCCCAUAUCUCACAGAAAGUCCACUUUAAAGUGGCCGAGUGAGAUACGGCGGAACCAAGGACUCACGGUUAACCCUGAAAUUUUGUUGUGAUAUUUGUGUAAUAAAGUUAACUAGUAUUGAGACGUUAACUGAGACCAAGGUACCCCCAUAUCUCACAGAAAGUCCACUUUAAAGUGGCCGAGUGAGAUACGGAGGAACCAAGGGCUCUAGGUUAACCCUGAAAGAGUUAGCAAGUAUUGAGUGUUAGCCGAGACCAAAGUACCUCCGUAUCUCACAGAAAGUCCGCCUUAGACUGGUUGUUAAGAGAGGAAAUCCUCCACGCGAAGGUCAGGAAUUGAAGUGACCGAGUGAGAUACGGUGGAACCAAGGACUCGCGGUUAACCCUGAAAUAUUGUGUGUAAUAGUAUAAGUUUAAAAAUGGGUAAUGGUAUGGACACCAGUUGUCACCCAGACCGGCCAUUACAUCAGCUAUGUUUCUUGCAUCCAGAAAUGGAGGAGACCUUUAGGCGUAUGUCGGGAGGACUCAUUCAUAAACUGGGGAAGGAUGAAUGGCCUGAAGGGGGUUCCAAGGAUAUGAGUGUGUUAUCAAGAGCCCAAAGUGUAAUAUGGAGAACGGAUUAAAAAAAAAUAUAUAAAAAGGCCAUUCAGUUGUGGAUCGAUCAUUGUAACAAAGAAAAGGCACGGUCUUUAACGGCCAGUUGGCAGAGUAAUGCCUUGAAACUAGGAAUACCCCUGACCGAGGGGGGUCAGGAGAAGUCAGUGACAGUAUUAAAACAGGAAUGCAGGCAUGCUAAGGAAAGUAAGGAUCGUCAGGAGAGAGAGAGACAAAAUAUGGCCAAGGUAGAUAAAGACUUACGUAAGUCGGUGGCUGGCAUAGAUUUGGGAGGUGACGACGAGGAGGAGGUAGAGGAUUAUCCUUGGGGAGUCCGUGGAGCACCCCCGUUGAACCAGCCUGCCCCCGUUGCCAGUCCUGUGUAUCCUCCUGCCCUCUGCGGUAGCCGUAAUCAAAUGUGCGGCCCACACGACAGGAGAUUCCCCAGUCCAAAUCGGUAACAGGUUGGCUGACGAUGCGGCUAAGUGUGCUUCACGCGGUAGAUUUAAAGUGGUGGGUAGUAUGAUGAGGCAGGUGAAAAGCCUUUAUAUGGGCUCGUCUGAAUCUGAGAAACCUAUGCCAACCAUAAAUGAUGUAUUGCUCUUACAGGGGGACGCCUCUGCUAAUGUUAUAAUGGAAUGGGAGCAGCUGGGCUGUCGGAAGGCUGACUCUGGAUUGUGGCUCACGCCGGCCGGACAGACCUGUAUGACAGACCAGUUAGCGACCUGGGUCGUUGAUUGCCUACAUUUAGCCACUCACUGUGGGGCCACCUUGCUAGUAGACGCUCUCUUACAGGCAUGGUGGCAUCCUCGACUUAAGGUUUUGGCAGCCCAAACUAGUGCACGGUGCCUCACCUGUGCUACACACAACCCUGGUAAAGGAGUUGUCUGCCAGACGGGUCGUACUCCAUUACCUACUGCUCCGUUUGAAACCUUACAGAUGGAUUUUAUUGAUUUGCCUAAGUGUCAGUGUUAUAAACAUGUACUUGUUAUUGUUGAUGUGUUUUCUAGAUGGAUUGAAGCCUUUCCAACCACUGAUUGCACUGCCUCUACGGUGGUGUCUAUUUUAUUACGGCAGGUUGUUCCUCGCUUUGGGGUUCCAAACACCAUCAGUUCGGAUAACGGCCCUCACUUCAUUGCCGCUAUCAAUAAAGAAUUGUACCGACAGCUGGGCGUAACCCAGCGGCUGCAUUGUGCUUAUCGCCCACAGGCUGCAGGAAUGGUGGAACGCUUGAACCAGACCCUGAAGACCAAGCUUGCCAAGCUGGUGGACCAAUCAGGCUCCACCUGGGUUAAAAUGUUGCCUGUUGCUUUGUUCCAGAUCAGAGUCCUUCCAGCAGGGAAGACAAGGUUGUCUCCUGCAGAGAUCAUCUAUGGCCGACCUCUGCGCACCCCUUGGACAGACAUUAUCCCGGCCACAAUGACGUUGCAUCACAUGACGGAGGAGAUGAUACGAAAUAAAUCACUGAGAUCAGGGUCUUUGUGGCAUUAAUAUGUGUGGCGACCACUGCCGGGUUAAUCGGUUUUGGCUGGAAAUGGACAAAGCCUGAACACGGACGGAACAAACGAGGAAAAGAGAGGGGAACGAGAAAACUCCAAUUUAUUCAUCCAGGCACACAACGAGCUAUUCGGGAAGGGGCAGGUGGUUUGUUAUCCACAAAUGACAUCAGUUACCUCCCUGUUUACCCCAUCCCCUGCAUGGGGCAGAACUGAACGACUGGUGAAGUGCCAGGACAAAAAAAAACGGUCCCUGUCAAGCCCGAUUAAUGGUGGCCUUAUUGGGUUUGGGGACCACCCCCGAGGAAGCUAAAAGUUCUGUACGAAUGAUGGUCUUACAGCGUGAGCAGCAGAGACUGUUACCAUUCCCCAACGACAGCGAAAACGAUGAAGUGAGUGAGGAAGGAGAAUUAGGGGACAAAGGUCAGACGGUCCAAGAAGCCUUGGCCAGGGAACUAAAAGGUUACGAGAUUCGGCGAAUGGGACUUUUAAAUGGACUAUGAGUGUUGCCAUAAGAAUGGCAAAAGGGGGGAAUGAUGAAUAGAAAUUCUGAAUCAAUGUUAUAAGAUUGUUCUGAAAGACAAAAUGGUUGGCCAGGUAGACUGAAACAAAGGACAUAAGAUGGCUGCUGACCAGACUUGCUGGAACAGGCUGCAAUUAAGGAAUACACAAUGUCUUGCAGUUACUGUGUAGUCAUGAAUAAAGGAUCACAGGCCCAGUCUGACAAGAUUGAGGAAUACACAACCUCCCCCCCUAGCCAGGAAGACUGAGGAAUGUACUGGUCUGAGAUUAUGUGUGGUUCCUCUUUCAUCCCCUUAUAUGUACAUACUUGGUUUCCUGUAUUCUUCGUACCUGUCGGUUCUUUGAUCAGGGGAAUGUGGGAGGUGCUAAACGGUGGUAUUAACAUAUAAAGAGCCUUGCAAUUAAGGGCAGGCAGCUUGACUCUUUGCCAGGUUGUAACCUGUGUGGAGACUCCUGCUCA